Cajanus cajan (pigeon pea) is the source of this 1401-nucleotide messenger RNA. RefSeq names its product omega-3 fatty acid desaturase, endoplasmic reticulum. Gene Ontology annotation, molecular function: oxidoreductase activity, acting on paired donors, with oxidation of a pair of donors resulting in the reduction of molecular oxygen to two molecules of water. Gene Ontology annotation, biological process: lipid metabolic process. Lineage: Eukaryota; Viridiplantae; Streptophyta; Magnoliopsida; Fabales; Fabaceae. The record is from RefSeq and is a predicted model, not a curated record.
GGUUUUUAGGUUUUACACAACAUAAAGCCAUCACCCCACUCACCACACUACAUAUUCCUGAAACAGAAACGCUAAGCCAAUAGCAGCAAUGGUUAGAGACACAAAGCCUUUACCCUAUGCUGCUGUUAAUGGACACCAAAAAGACUUUGAUCCUAGUGCUCCUCCACCAUUUAAGAUUGCAGAAAUAAGAGCUGCCAUACCAAAACAUUGCUGGGUCAAGAACCCUUGGAGAUCCCUCAGUUAUGUUCUAAGGGAUGUCUUAGUAAUCACUGCAUUGAUAGCAACAGCAAUUCAUUUCAAUAGCUGGUUCUUUUGGCUCCUCUAUUGGCCUAUUCAAGGCACAAUGUUCUGGGCUCUAUUUGUUCUUGGACAUGAUUGUGGCCAUGGAAGCUUUUCAAACAGUCCUAUGCUGAAUAGCCUGGUGGGACACAUCUUGCAUUCAUCAAUUCUUGUUCCAUACCAUGGAUGGAGAAUUAGCCACAAAACACACCAUCAAAACCAUGGACACAUUGAGAAGGAUGAAUCAUGGGUUCCAUUAACAGAGAAGAUUUACAAGAAUCUAGACAGCAUGACAAGACUUGUGAGAUUCACUGUUCCGUUUCCAUUGUUUGUGUAUCCAUAUUAUUUGUGGUUAAGAAGCCCUGGGAAGGAAGGGUCUCACUUCAACCCUAAGAGCAAUCUGUUCUCACCCAGUGAAAGAUCAGGAGUAGCAAUUUCAACACUGUGUUGGGUUAUCAUGUUUUCUCUGCUUAUCUAUCUCUCCUUCAUAACUAGUCCACUUCUAUUGCUCAAGCUCUAUGGAAUUCCAUAUUGGAUAUUUGUUAUGUGGCUUGAUUUCGUCACAUACUUGCAUCACCAUGGUCACCAUCAGAAAUUACCUUGGUACCGCGGCAAGGAAUGGAGUUAUUUAAGAGGAGGCCUUACAACCGUUGAUCGUGAUUAUGGUUGGAUUAAUAACAUCCACCAUGACAUUGGCACACAUGUUAUCCACCAUCUCUUCCCUCAAAUUCCCCAUUAUCACCUCGUGGAAGCGACACAAGCAGCAAAAGAAGUUCUUGGAGGGUACUACCGUGAGCCAGAAAGAUCUGCGCCAAUACCAUUUCAUCUAAUAAAGUAUCUAAUGCAGAGCAUGAGACACGACCACUUCGUAAGUGACAUUGGUGACAUUGUUUUCUAUCAGACUGAUCCUCACUUGCAUCGAGACUGAGUGGAAAUUUUGGUCAUCUAUACUGUGAUGCUACUAGCUAAUCAAAUUGCUUUUUCUUUUUAAUUGUUACAUUUUGGAGUUUAACGUUUCCCGAACAACUUGCAAAUUUGUUGCAUAGAAAGGAAUAUAUAGUGGGCCUCCAUGGAAUAAUAUUUGAAAUUAGUAAGGUAAUGAAUAUUGAAUUGUCAGAUUCA